This is a messenger RNA of Rhodamnia argentea, 653 nucleotides long. RefSeq names its product 40S ribosomal protein S25-2-like. The record is from RefSeq and is a predicted model, not a curated record. The coding region runs from base 135 to 461 and encodes 108 amino acids. Lineage: Eukaryota; Viridiplantae; Streptophyta; Magnoliopsida; Myrtales; Myrtaceae. The transcript has 4 exons. Gene Ontology annotation, cellular component: cytosolic small ribosomal subunit. Gene Ontology annotation, molecular function: structural constituent of ribosome.
GCCGGUUUUGGAGACAAAGCGAACUGCUCUCGCUCUCGACUGACCUGAAACCCUAGAAAAGCCUCCGUCUUACGAUUUUACUAGCCCCCCCGUUUGCACCAUCUCUUCGCCGCCGCUGCCGCCGAUCGGGAUUCAUGGCUCCUAAGAAGGAUAAAGCUCCUCCUCCGUCUUCAAAGCCUGCGAAAUCUGGCGGUGGCAAGCAGAAGAAGAAGAAGUGGAGCAAGGGGAAGCAGAAGGAGAAGGUGAACAACAUGGUGCUGUUCGACCAGGCGACCUACGACAAGCUUCUCUCCGAGGCACCGAAGUACAAGCUCAUCACACCUUCCAUUCUCUCCGAUCGCUUGAGGGUAAAUGGUUCUCUAGCAAGGAAGGCUAUAAGAGAACUGAUGGCGAGAGGUCUGAUCAGGAUGGUUUCUGCUCAUGCCAGCCAGCAGAUCUACACUAGGGCUACAAACACAUAGAUGUUUCGUAAUUUGGUCUCACUUCCAGUUGGUGCUGUACUUUGCCAUUCUUUUUAUGGUUGUGUUAAGACUUUUUAGAGCGUGAUCCUUGAUACUCUGAUUUAACAUGCAUCGUUUGGAUUUUCCUUGUUGAUGUGCUGUGCUUAUGGAAUUCUCUGAAUGAUUUGGAAUUGAAUUGGCAAUUUGGGGUCA